CCCGCUGCAGCCACCUGAAGAAAAAAAGAAAGAGAACCCAGCCAUGCCUUGGAAAAUUGGUAAGGAAGCUUGGUAUUUUCCCCUUCCUUUCUUGUUCUAGAACCCAUAUAGAACCCAGAAAUCUCUCCCCCUCUGCUGGAAAACCCGGAUCUGCUGCUGCUCUGCUCCUCACCGCCGGCUGUUCCUUGCUUGUGAGUGCGAAUUGCCUUGAUUUUCUGUCCGUGAGUUCCCUUGCAGCUUGCCGCCGGCUUCCUCUUCCCCCCUGCAGCUCCGGUUUUAGCUGGAGAAUUCUGGUUCCCGAUCGUUCUGUCAGUUAGUACGUGAAUUGAGUGCUCGGUUUUAUGCAAGUGAGGUAAGUAAAUUUAUGGUAAUGCCCGUACUAUUUUAAAAGCAUGUUUUGAUUUGUUUUUGAAGUGGUGGCGGGACUAAACUCGUUUUACACGAGCAUGACUGAUUUGAAGUGAAAUGUUUUAUGCUUUUCAUUAAAUUGAGCAUGCCUACUUGAAAUUUGAUUGAUUGUCCUGAUGAUCUGAAAGUGAUUGGUAAAGUAUGAUUUUCUGUUAACUUCAGCCUGUUUUGUCUUCGAUAUGGUCAUGUUAUUCGUGUGCCCGCUAGUGGGAGGUUUAUAAACGCUAGCACAUGUCGACAUGUUAUUGAUAGAACCGGUUCGUUUCAGUGACCCUGCUAGUGGGGGUUAUACACCAGCAAAUCUUGUGCCUGCCAGUGGGAGGUUUAUAACACUGGCCGUGACCUAUAGAGGAGACGUCUAUUUCGUUCCCGUAUUGUAUCCGCUUUUCGUGAUUGCACUUGUUGGCAUGCUAUAAGUUUAAUUAAGGGCACUCCAUAUUUACUUACUGAGUUUAUCUCAUAGUUUUUCCUUGUCCACCAUUUCAGGAAGUGAAACCGAGGACGGGGAAACCACGGGAAGUGACGAGUUAAAAAGCUAGCCAUUUCGAGAUUGAUAUAGAUUGUAGAUAGAAAUCAUGAUCUUGUAUUUGGAGUGUACUUGGAGAUUUCAUGAUAU
Molecule: messenger RNA, 1024 nt
Organism: Rubroshorea leprosula
Lineage: Eukaryota; Viridiplantae; Streptophyta; Magnoliopsida; Malvales; Dipterocarpaceae
Source: the annotation of a GenBank genome assembly